AUGAGUGGAGGCGGAUUGGCGGCUACACAGCGUAUACCCCCAAAAAGGCAAACGCUUGAUGAAGCAUAUGCACCUCCCGCAAAUUUUCUUGAAAUUGAGGUGGUAAAUCCAGUCACCCAUGGUGUUGGCAAAACAAGGUAUACCGACUAUGAGAUCCAUCUACGAACGAAUUUACCAAUUUUUAAGUUAAAGGAGUCUACCGUUCGACGCCGGUAUUCAGAUUUUAAAUGGCUACGUGGUGAGCUUGAACGCGACAGCAAAAUCGUUGUUCCUUCUUUACCGGGAAAAGCACUGAAGAGGCAGCUUCCGUUCCGAUCAGAUGAUGGUAUCUUUGAAGAGUCUUUCGUUGAAGAACGAAGGAAAGGUUUAGAGGUAUUCAUAAAUAAGGUCGCCGGACACCCUUUAGCACAGAACGAACGGUGUUUACAUAUAUUUCUGCAAGAACCUAUUGUAGACAAAAACUAUGUCCCUGGAAAGAUGCGAGCAACUUAA
Molecule: messenger RNA, 492 nt
Organism: Enterobius vermicularis (human pinworm)
Lineage: Eukaryota; Metazoa; Nematoda; Chromadorea; Rhabditida; Oxyuridae
Source: the annotation of a GenBank genome assembly